This is a messenger RNA of Erythranthe guttata (spotted monkey flower), 1073 nucleotides long. Lineage: Eukaryota; Viridiplantae; Streptophyta; Magnoliopsida; Lamiales; Phrymaceae. The record is from RefSeq and is a predicted model, not a curated record.
AUUCCCACUAUUAUUUGUCAAAAAGAAAUAAAAAAUCCCAAGAAAUAUAAUACAAAAAGAAAAAAAAAAAAAAAAACAAUGGCAACGAGCAAGCAUCUAAUCGGGUUCCUGAACUUCCUAAGUUUCCUCCUCUCCAUCCCGAUACUCGGCGGCGGGAUAUGGCUGAGCAGCCGCGCCAACACCACCGACUGCCUCCAGUUCCUCCAGUGGCCGCUCAUCAUCAUCGGCGUAUCCAUCAUGGUGGUCUCACUCGCGGGAUUAGCCGGCGCGUGCUACCGCAACAUAUUCCUCAUGUACGUCUACCUGUGGUCCAUGUUCGUCAUCAUCGCCGCCCUCGUCGGCUUCGUCGUCUUCGCCUACUCCGUCACCGAGAGGGGCUCCGGCCGGCCCGUCAUGAACCGGGUUUACCUUGACUACUCUCUUCAGGAUUACUCCGGCUGGCUCGCCGACCGCGUGGCUGAUCAGAGGUACUGGGCUAAGAUCAGUUCUUGCAUUAGGGACUCCCACGUGUGCCGGAAAAUGGCCAGGUCCGCCGGCGGUGCACCUGAGUCCGCCGACUUGUUUUAUCUCAGGAAACUCACUCCCGUUCAGUCGGGAUGUUGUAAGCCGCCAACAUCAUGCGGCUACACGUAUAUGAACGAGACGUACUGGGCCCCAGGCGAGGGGUUGACCGGGAUUGACACCGACUGCCUACGCUGGAGCAACGAUCAGCUGCAGCUCUGCUACGGCUGCGGCUCAUGCAAAGCCGGCGUGUUAGCCAGCCUCAAGACAAGCUGGAGAAAAGUCUCCGUUAUUAAUAUUGUUAUUUUAAUUAUCCUUGUUCUUCUAUACGUCGUCGCUUGGGCCGCUUUUCGCCACAUCAAAUCCAUUGACAAUGAAGAAGCCCAUGGCGAAACCCGCAUGGAGAAAGCCCGGCCCACCUACCUCAUUUAAUAUAAUAUAUUUUUUAAUUUAAUAAUAUUAUGUUUUGGUUAUUUUAUGUAAUUUUUAUUUUUGUACCGUCAUGCUAUAGAAAUGCUUUGUCCAUUAUUUAUUUAUUGAGCAAUUACUGCCACUCAUGCGUUAUGGUCAAA